UGUGUCCCGUGUCCUCUUAAAUACCCGAAACAGGAAAGUGUGUUUGUGUGUGCACGAUUUUGUUGCUUGAGUAGGUGGUGCAAAAACAGUCAGUGUCUUGAGUUCUGCUGUAGUUCAAAGUACAAAAGGAGAUCUUGAUUUGGGAGUAUUCAUGCCACCACUUCCUUGUUCGUAAAUCAGAGCAGCAUUUCCUCCUUCCCAGUCCUUACAGUGCAAGAAAGUAUAGGAAAGGAGGCAAUUUCAUCAACAGAGGCUUACAAGUCACGGGUCAACUCAGAUAAGAACUAAAACGGUUGAGACAACCCUUUCCCAGGAAUCAGUCGAACUCUUCGUGACGACUGUUCUGCUCAGAAAAACAGGAGUAAACGGAGCAACAGUAAAAAACAGAGGAAGCCUGUGGAUUACACAGUAACUGGACAAUGUCGCUCAGCAGCAGGGUUGUCCACAAAAGGAGGGAGACCAUCACUGCUCUGCCUCUCUACUUUCAAGGGCGCAUGCAGAAGAAACGCUCCAAAGAUAAGGAUUUCAAGCCCUACUAUGUGGAGCUCAGAGGAGAUUCUCUGUUUCUGUACACAGAUGACACACAGGAAUCAUACACUGAAAAGAUGGACCUGUCACAGCUGAAAACCAUGCAGUUGGAGUCUUCCUACAAAAAGAAGGAGGAGACUGUCUUUAUCCUCUCUCUGCCCAAAGAGGAGGUGCAGCUAAAGAUGGAGAAUGCCGACACUGGGGAGGAGUGGAGGGGCUACAUCUUGACCAUGGCCAAAAAAGAGCUUCCCAACAAGCUGGAACUGAUGCCGGGUCAGAGAGUAAAACUGGAGGAUGCUCUGAAACAAGAGAAAAAAAGAGUUUCACACCAUUCUCGUCCAGCCCUCCCACCCCGACCAUCUUUCCUGCAGUCUGAGUCCAUGACCGAUUCUCCUAAAAGCACAAAACCGGGAAUGCCAGAAUGCUUCUAUGAUGUGACUCGAAAGGAGGCUGAGCAGAUGCUGGAGGAGAACCCACAAAACGGAGGCAUCAUCCUCCGCCCAUCAACCCUGCCCAACAACUAUGCCCUGACCCUCAGACAGCGGACGGCCAGUGGGUAUGUCAAAAAGAACUACAGGGUGACCUCCACAAACUCCGGGUUCGUCAUUGAGCUGGACACACCAGUAUCUGUAUCCUCGUUGAAUGAAGUAAUCGAAUACUUCAUGGAAAAGACCGAUUACCGUGUUCAUCCAUACACUGCCUCCCAGGCCUACGACACCCGCAUCGAGGUGAUGCCGACCCCCCCACACCCAUCUAAAGCCAUACCCAAAGCACAGGUGGCCCCGAUGCUGCGGUCGCAGAGCAACGGGGAGCUGGAUCCUCAUUCAGAAGAGUCCCCGUCUGGUGAAUACAUUUAUCCAGACGAUCACAGGCCUCCCAAACCAAGGCUCGAUCUGGGAGGACGAUGAAUUUAAGGAGGCAAUAAGGAAGCGAAGAGAAAACCUGUACAGCUCAUGUGACGAUGGAAACAUUGGGAUCAAAAGUCAACAUGCAGAAAAACGCCUCAGUGGGACGGCAGGGUGGUCUUCUAGCAGCUCAAAAGCCUGAACCGUGACCUUCACAGCCCUGGAAGGUGUGGAGAGCAACCAUAAAAAGUAAUCAUUCACGUCUGAACAGGAAGAAAGGGGAAGACGGAAAUGUAAAAA
Molecule: messenger RNA, 1673 nt
Organism: Oryzias latipes (Japanese medaka)
Lineage: Eukaryota; Metazoa; Chordata; Actinopteri; Beloniformes; Adrianichthyidae
Product: signal-transducing adaptor protein 1
Biological process (GO): positive regulation of B cell receptor signaling pathway; cell surface receptor protein tyrosine kinase signaling pathway
Molecular function (GO): signaling adaptor activity; protein kinase binding
Source: RefSeq, a predicted model, not a curated record